AUGAUCGACCCGCAAUGGACACCAGAUUCCUGCGCCUCCGCCUCCUCCAAUGAGGCCCCGUGUGGGUUCGCGCCGCGAGCUUCCGCUCUCAUGGAUGCCGCGCUGCCCCAAGGUCCUCCUGGCGGCACCGCCGAUACUUUCACGGCAGUCUGCGUGGUUCCGUUCGCUGCGCCCCUCCACGCCGCGUCGCGCCAAUCAUCGGGUCUACCGUCGCCUGGUAAGAACGGUCCGCUCGCGCCGUUCACAAUCAGCGUCGUUCCGCAGACCGCCGCAUCCCCACGCGUCAACGGCGCAGCGCAGCUCGCAGCAGCCUCCGGCGUGCUGCCGCUGUGGGUCGGGCCGCUGCACGUGCUGGACGUCAGCACGCACGCCGCGCGAACGGCGGGGGAGAGCUACGCGGUGCGGCUGUUGUUCGCGCUGCUGGUGUCAUCCGACGCCAGCACGGGCGGCGGCGCCACGCCGUGUGGCGAGCAGGAUGACGCGGACCGCGCUCUCGGACCGGCGGAGCACCCACUGAUUGUGGCGGCAGCGGCGGCGGACGAUGAAUGGACAGCGAUGGCGGAGGCGUGGAAGGGUGGCGAGGGCUGCGGUGCGGAGGCGGAAGGAGGGUGUGAGUGGGAUCAAGUGGCGGCGGACGUGAAGGCGCAAGCGCAGCAAUUGCUGCGCGACUGCGGCCUCACCGGCGUUGCGCUCACCAUCCCCGGCUCGCCGAGCCAUCGCCAUGAGCGCGCCCAACAGAUCAUCGCCGCCGCGCACCACCAAUGGUGCUCGCUCUCCCCCGCCCCCCUCCCGCCUCCCCCCAGCGCGCGUCUCCCCUUCCCCCAUCGUGCUGCCCACCCACCCGCCGUUUCACCGCGGUCGCCGCUCACACCGUGCCCCGAGAACGGCAGCGACGGGGGCAGCAAGGCCGGCGGGUGGGAGGGGUUCAAAAGCGGCAACGCGCAGGGGAGGAGCAGGAUGAGCGGGAGGGCCGCGCGGACGCUGCUGCUGGCGGCGUGCUGCGCGGGGCUGGACGCGCGGCACCUCCGCACGCACAGCCUCGCCGCCGACCCGCUCGACUCCGCCGCGGCCGACCAGCCGUCGCCCCUCUCCGCCGUUCCCUCCGCCCUCCCCUCCCCCUGCGCCGUGUCUCCCCCGCCCGUUCUGCAAGCACCCGGCAGUUUCCGCCGGCCGCCAGGAUGCUCCAUCGAGGUACCCCCGUCGCCCGCCGCCGAGCCGGAGCGCGCGAGUCCGGGGCGCAGGUUGCGGAAGCUGCUGUCGCCCGUGUACAGCCUCGGGGGUAGCUGGUUCGCCGUGCCGCGCUUCUCCUCCGCCACCGCGCCGCCUCUCGGCCACAGCGCGAGCUCGAUGACGAACCGCGGGUGCGUGGGGCGCGCGUCAGGGGCAGAAUUGAGGGGGCGCGACGAGGAUUGGGGGAACGAGGACAGGGAGGAGAAGGAGGGCGGAGAGGAGGAACGGCGGGAGCGAGUGGAAGGCGGAGACGGAGGCGACGCGCCGGGGAGUGCGUGCGGGGAGGAGACAAGUGAGGGGGAAGGGGGGAAAAUUGGUGAAGAGGAGGAGGAAGAGGAAGGGGAGGGGGAAGGGGAGGGCGGGCGCGAGUUGGCGCGCUCUCAGACAAUGCGGUCGCUGCAGCGGUCGGCAUCGCGCCGAGGCCAGGCGGGCGGGGCGAAAGGCGCGGGGCAGCGCAGAGCGAGAGCAGCGGCGAGAGCCGGGAAAGGGGGCGCGAAGGUGUCGGCGGGGCUGGCAAUGGCGCGCAGCACGAGCUUCCGCGUGUACAUCGAGACGGGUAAGGGCCCGGCGGGCGGCAAGGGCCGGGAGGAGGACGGCGGGGAGGGUGGCCGUCUUUCGCGGCAGAACAGCGCCGUGGGCCGCAAGGCGGCGCAGGAGGAGCGCGGCGUGCGGUACGUGCGGCAGGCCAGUCAGCGGGAGCGGGGGGAAGAGGCGCAAAGGCGGGAGGAUGAGAACGAGGAGCGGCGGGAGCAGAAUGGCGGAGCGGAAGGGGAGGAGGAGGAGGAACCGGGAUCGUUCAGGCGCGCGUACAGCGCUCCGAACGGCGAGCGGUCGCUGGAGCGCAGCAAGAGCAUGCGGCGCGCGCAGGAGGGGAGCGAAACAGGCGCGGGGAGUGGACGGCGCGAGGACAACGCGGGGGGAGCGGUUUCGGGAGCGGGGGCAGGGGCUGGAGGAAGGGUAAGGGGCAGCGAGCGGGGCGAAGAGCGCAACGACGACAGGCGCGAGCGGGAGGAGCAGCGCGAGCUGCAGCGGUCGCGCACUCUCCCCUCCCGCGCGGCUGCUUCGCUGGCCGCCCGCACCGGCGGCGGCAGGGACCAAGCGGCGGACCAGAUGAAAGGAGGCGGGGACGCGGAGCGCGGAUUAGUUAUUGAACGCUCGCCUCGACGUUUCCAACAGCUGUCUAUCGCCACCAUGAAGGCCUGGAGCUGGCAGGACUCGCUUCGCCAAGCGGCCACCAUUCGCACUUUGCCCCAUGCAUGGAAGGAACACCUCCUCCCUCAACAGCAGCUCGACGCGCUAGCGGGGUCGUCAGCAGCCUCUGUUGAGUAUCUCCUGAAUGCUUGCAACAGCAGCUCUGCAUUCUCACCUCGCCUUGCACCCCUCGAUGGCGCAGCAUGCGCGUCGCUGCCCGCGCUCGAACCACUGCCACGGGGUGCGGGCCUGCUGUCGAUACGUGAGAAUUCCGAUCGAUCUUCCCCAGCCUCCUCGUUCCGCCUGUCAGCGGCGCACUGCGAGAACCCGGUGGACGCAGAGGCUGAAUUGAUGCAAACGGGCGAGGCGCAGAAGGGGCAGGGGUGCGAGUGGGAGGGGGAAUGGCGCGAGGAGGACGAGGUGAUGUCGCCACGGAGCAGCACGGGCAGCUGCUGCGACCCCGACGAUCUCGACUCGCUGCUGGAAGUACCGCACGCCUUCGGUCAGCAUGCGUGGGAAUCCGAAUUCCGUACCCAGUCGUCUCAUUCUCGCAGCAGCUCCUGUAAUCUCGCUCUGCCGCCUAGACAUUUGCCGUCCGCCUCUUGCGACUCACGCCUCGCCGCGGAACUGCUCGAAUCAGCUAGCUCGAGCCUCGCGGCGAACCCUCAUUUCCAACUGAGCACCCAAUGCGUAUUUGACGGCGAGAGGAUUCCCGAGUUGGUGUUGUGGUUACUCCAACGAGGCUCGGGUCAUGAAGACGACAUGAUGGCGCAACUGCAGCAGAUCGCGGCGGUGCUGGAGGAAUUAGAGGCUCGGGAGGGCGUGGUGCACGGUGAAAGGGGUUCGGGUGUAGAGGUGGACGAGCAGCUGAGCAAUGCAAUCCGGCAAGUGUUGCUGAUGCAAGCAGCCUGCUAG
This is a messenger RNA of Closterium sp. Yama58-4, 3336 nucleotides long. The record is from the annotation of a GenBank genome assembly. NCBI's taxonomy places the organism in Eukaryota, Viridiplantae, Streptophyta, Zygnematophyceae, Desmidiales, Closteriaceae.